AUGAAAAGCUACAUCCCCAGCCUCGCGGGCCUGCUAGCCCUAAGUCUCUUCCAGCCCGCUCUCGCCAGAUACGCAUCCCAUACGAGACUCCCACAAUACGACAACUACCCAUCCAUAGAGGAACACGACUCCUAUGAGAUAUAUUGUCCAGUACCAUGUCUAGACUCCGGCCCGCACAGCUCCUCAUGGACCCCCGGUUUAACCCUCGACGACCUCCGCCACUGCGACAGCCCAGUCCUCUUCGACGCCCCGCUCAACGCCCGCAUUGACGCGCGAAAUAAGUCCAUCCACGCCUGUGCUUCGGAUACAAACGACAUGAUGAGUGGUACUAACUUCAACUACGAUACUCCCACCGUCACGGUCGCGGUUGAUCUCGAAGUCGGCUGGUGGGGGGGUCUGGAGGGCCGCGGCGCGAGAUCAACGGUUCAGAUCAGGAACGCUGCGCGCGAGUUACAGCAGUAUCUAAAUCUCCUGGGUGAGUCUGCUUCGAGCGAGGCAGGAGAGACGGUUGUCUUUGCGAAGUCGAAACAGUCUAUCGUUGGUCUGUAUCUCGGUCGUGAUAUCGCGAAGGGCUCGGCUGGGCCGUUGAUUAGGCAGUUGAUCGAGUUUAUGAAACGCAGGGCUGCACCCUCGGAUGUUGCUAUGCAGGUUUGUUGGCCUGGGGGGAGGACUUUUGGGAUUGUUGCCAGUGCGUCGGGGGAUAUUGGGUUCGUGCAGGAUGGGCUUAGGACUUGGGCGAGGGGGAAGUGUCUUACGGGAUUCAAUGGGGACGACCUCAUGUCCGGCCAGAUGGAGAUAUUCCGUCUAGGCCCUGGGUAUGGUGCGGGCAGGCAGAAUACACUGGGUAAAGCAUGA
This is a messenger RNA of Aspergillus puulaauensis, 855 nucleotides long. RefSeq lists its product as uncharacterized. Bases 1 to 855 code for a protein of 284 amino acids. Lineage: Eukaryota; Fungi; Ascomycota; Eurotiomycetes; Eurotiales; Aspergillaceae. The transcript has a single exon. The record is from RefSeq and is a predicted model, not a curated record.